This is a messenger RNA of Coregonus sp. 'balchen', 13011 nucleotides long. The record is from the annotation of a GenBank genome assembly. Lineage: Eukaryota; Metazoa; Chordata; Actinopteri; Salmoniformes; Salmonidae.
GUCGACUUUCAUGUGCCAGUUGCCUAGUGACGAAAAAGCUACUGAUGAUUUCCUAUGUUUUGAAAAUCGUCUUGUUGGCACAUUAUCCUGCGCUAAAUAAGUUAGAAAUCUGAAUUUAUAAUGUGUAGAAAAUGGGAGAUAUUCACAGGGUUUCUUCAAUUAAUUAAGUAGAUUAUACCCUUUGAAUUUGGGGUAACAAUUAGAAAGAUUGUACGAUUUGAAGUCAUGAAUAAUUACAUGUUUAUCAGAGUUGUUGGAAAGGGGAGUUAUGGAGAGGUGAAUCUGGUGAAACACAAAACCGACCGUAAGCAGGUAAGAAUACAACAAUCCACUUCAAAACAUGGUUUGAAUAACGUUAUAAUAUCACAACAAGUUAGUAACUAGCUAGCUAGUUAAGCUAACGUUAGCUAGCCAGCUAACAAACUAACGUUGAUAUUACUGCCUAUGGGAUCUACAAAUAAGGUAGUUAUUUAGUUUGCUAUUUAGAAAUAAAAAACUGCGGCAUUUGUUGUGAACAUUCUGGCUAGAUUCAUUUGUGACAGAACGUUCGCCACAAAUGCGUCUAGACAGAAUGUUUGCAGGGUGAAAUAUGUGGCGCGAAGUCGAAACCGUUUAAUAUUUUUCCUCAGUAUGUCAUAAAGAAGUUGAACUUGACCACGUCCUCGAAACGUGAGCGGCGAGCCGCGGAACAAGAGGCUCAGCUUCUCUCGCAACUACGACACCCAAACAUCGUGACAUACAGGGAGUCGUGGGAAGGAGAAGACUGCCAGCUCUACAUCGUCAUGGGCUUCUGCGAGGGAGGCGACCUCUACCAUAGACUCAAGCAACAGAAGGGGGAACUCCUACCUGAAAGGCAGGUGGUGGAGUGGUUCGUUCAGAUAGCUAUGGCCCUCCAGGUACAUUGAAGUGCAUCCAAUCAGGGGCGCAACUUUCACUGGGGACUUGGGGGACAUGUCCCCCCACACACACACACAUUCUGAAAUUGCAUUUUUGUCCCCCCCAGUUUUAUAAUUGGAAUGUGAUACAAAACGAGGCAACGGUGUGCUUUAAGACCACGCAGACGCCUCCGAGAGGUUGGGUAGGCUGCUUGAAGUGUUUAUCCGACUGGAUUAAAAUAAUAACAUUACAAAAAAGUUUUGUCCCCCCACUUCUAAAACCAAAGUUGCGCCCCGGAUAACAAUUGAUUGAUAUGCUGCAACAUCUACUCUGCCUCUUGCCAUUCGUUUUGGCAGAGGCAGAGGCUUACGUACAGGAGAGUUAUAGUGACAACAUCUGACUCUUUUCUCUGUUGAAUUGUAGUAUCUACACGAGAAGUGUAUCUUGCACCGGGACCUGAAGACCCAGAAUAUAUUUCUGACCAAGACUAACAUCAUCAAAGUGGGGGACCUUGGCAUCGCCCGGGUUCUGGAGAAUCAGAACGACAUGGCCAAUACCCUCAUAGGAACACCGUACUACAUGAGCCCGGAGCUGUUCUCCAACAAACCCUACAACCACAAGGUACGGUGUACUUAGUAGAUCAAUGCUUGAGAUCAUCACUGUUGGAGCAGCAGUUCUGUUGAGCCAGACACAAUCUGAGGAGAUUGCUGUUGUGGGCACUAGACCUUUUCAUUUGCCAACUUCAACCCUCCUUUUCCCCCCCAGUCUGACGUGUGGGCACUGGGCUGCUGUGUGUACGAGAUGUCAACCCUGAAACAUGCCUUCAAUGCCAAGGACAUGAACUCACUGGUGUACCGCAUUGUAGAGGGAAAGGUCAGCCUCUUACACCUUUUCCCAAAUGAGUAGUCAUGAUCAAUGUUACCUCUAAGCCCUGGGACUGCCAUGCUGAAGAAAUAUCAGCCCACGCAGAGAAGCACGAGAUUUAACUACACUCAACUUUCUAGUUUUAUAAUAUAAUAAUAAUAAUAAUAUACCAUUUAGCAGACGCUUUUAUCCAAAGCGACUUACAGUCAUGUGUGCAUACAUUUUUACGUAUGGGUGGUCCCGGGGAUCGAACCCACUACCCUGGCUUUACAAGCGCCAUGCUCUACCAAUUGAGCUACAGAGGACCCCUUUAGUUAACACUAUCAACGCUUCCCUCUACUGUGGGAAUUGUGAUCUAAUCAACGCAAUAUUAGCCACUUUCAAUGCAACAUACCGAAACAAAAUGAACUAUGCAAGAUACUUUCUUGUAGGCAGAGCACAUUGGAGUAGGAUUCUAUUGCAUUGACAGGCAGGACUCAGGCCCAUACUCUACAUCAGGGUUGCCCAACCCUGUUCCUGGGGAGCUACCCUCCCGUAGGUUUUCGCUCCAACCCCAGGUGUUACUAACCUGAUUCAUCUUAUCAACCUGCUAAUUAUUAGAAUCAGGUGUGCUAGAUUAGGGUUGGAGCAAACACCUACAGGACGGUAACUCUCCUGGAACAGGGUUGGGCAGUCCUGCUCUACACAGACCGGUGCGGCAUAACCAAUCAAAGCUGCAGUAGAUCUAUAUGCAAAUAGACCAUUGUCAUAUAUGGAUCUGUGCCAUUCACUUUGAACUGGACUGUGUUUACAGCAUGAGUGGUCGUGAGUAGAUGCGCUUGUUUUGAGAUCAACGUGAGAGCUGCAUGUAGCCACGUGUGCACAUUUGUUCGUAUGCUUUGCUAAUAAGUGAGUUAUUAGCCCAGAUAUAGAUAAUUUCUAGUCAUCAAUGAGGGAGUGGGUGCUUCCUACAAGAGCUUUGAAAAGUAAGUCAGGUAAAAACAUUUUUUUUUUUGUCUUAAAGGGGUAGUGUUGUAUUUUGAGACGGUCUUGAAUAAGCUUAGUAGCCAAUAGGCAGAGGGUAGUAUAAUUUGUCUGAUUCUCUGUAAUAAUGGUAUGGGAAUAAUAAUGAAUUAUAUUAAGGUAAAGUGUUUUUUUGCAUUAAAAAACAUUUUCAGUCACCUCCUUGCCUGAAGGACAAGUAGAUAAACAGGUUAAUGUCAAGUCCUUCAUGUUUUUUCCAAAAGUCUUAUGGAAUGUAGGACUACAUUGAACACGACACAUUGGCUGUUACUGUAGGCUAAAUGAAAGAACAGCUUUUUCCAUGUUAAAAUGUUAUUGGAUGCAUUUUCUCCAUUGUUUUUGAUGGUAGGCCACUCUGAUAGGCCUACAUUAUGAUCAAAUAGCCACAGUAGCCUACGUGGCCACUUUUAUAACUGUAACUUAAAGUGGGUACAGACUCAGUGUUCACAGUAAAAGAAGCGCACCAGAAGUUGCUCAGAAUUUUCACAAUGUUCAAGUUUGCGCUCAGCAAGCCUGAAUUUUGCUCAGUGCCAGAAAUAAUUAGAGGGAACAUUGCUCAUGAUGACACUGAUUAUUUGUCUGCUACUAGAUUAAUUGAUCUAUUUUCCUGUCAUCCAGUUGCCUCAGAUGCCGAGUAAGUACGACCCUAAGCUGGGAGAGCUGAUAAAGAGCAUGCUGUGUAAGAGACCAGAGGACAGACCUGACGUCAAACACGUCCUACGUCAGCCCUACAUCAAACGACAAAUCGCAAUAUUUUUAGAGGCCACCAAAGAGUAGGUGUCUUCAUCUGUUGUAGCACCUGGCUAACGCUCUCUUUCUCUCUUGCGCGCCUUUGUAUGUUGAAGCAAUAUUUAGUAAAUUAAGUGUGUUGGAUUGAUCUCAUCUUGGAUGUCUUGUUUGUUCCAUUCACUCUAGGAAAACUGCCAAGUCCAGAAAGAAAGCUGUUGGUGGCAGUGGUGCAGCGUCUGUGGUUUCGUCUAAGCCCAGGCCUGAGCCCCACCCUCAAUGUCCCCAGCCAGACCCAAACACAAAAGGGAAGAGGGUGAGAGUGAACAGCUAACAGAACAGCACUAAAAUACUCUGGAAAACACACACACAUAUAUAAACUCAGCAAAAAAAGAAACGUCCUCUCACUGUCAACUGCGUUUAUUUUCAGCAAACUUAACAUGUGUAAAUAUUUGUAUGAACAUAAGAUUCAACAACUGAGACAUAAACUGAACAACUUCCACAGACAUGUGACUAACAGAAAUUGAAUAAUGUGUCCCUGAACAAAGGGGGGGUCAAAAUCAAAAGAUCUGGUGUGACCACCAGCUGCAUUAAGUACUGCAGUGCAUCUCCUCCUCAUGGACUGCACCAGAUUUGCCAGUUCUUGCUGUAAGAUGUUACCCCACUCUUCCACCAAGGCACCUGCAAGUGCCCGUACAUUUCUGGGGGGAAUGGCCCUAGCCCUCACCCUCCGAUCCAAUAGGUCCAGACGUGCUCAAUGGGAUUGAGAUCCGGGCUCUUCGCUGGCCAUGGCAGAACACUGACAUUCCUGUCUUUCAGGAAAUCACACACAGAACGAGCAGUAUGGCUGGUGACAUUGUCACGCUGGAGGGUCAUGUCAGGAUGAGCCUGCAGGAAGGGUACCACAUGAGGGAGGAGGUCUUCACUGUAAUGCACAGCGUUGAGAUUGCCUGCAAUGACAACAAGCUCAGUCCGAUGAUGCUGUGACACACCGCCCCAGACCAUGACGGACCCUCCACCUCCAAAUCAAUCACGCUCCAGAGUACAGGCCUCAGUGUUACGCUCAUUCCUUCGACGAUAAACGUGAAUCCGACCAUCACCCUUGGUGAGACAAAACCGCGACUCGUCAGUGAAGAGCCCUUUUUGCCAGUCCUGUCUGGUCCAGCGACGGUGGGUUUGUGCCCAUAGGCGAUGUUGUUGCCGGUGAUGUCUGGUGAGGACCUGCCUUACAACAGGCAUACAAGCCCUCAGUCCAGCCUCUCUCAGCCUAUUGCGGACAGUCUGAGCACUGAUGGCGGGAUUGUGCGUGCCUGGUGUACCUCGGGCAGUUGUUGUUGCCAUCCUGUACCUGUCUCACAGGUGUGAUGUUCAGAUGUACCGAUCCUGUGCAGGUGUUGUUACAUGUGGUCUGCCACUGCGAGGACGAUCAGCUGUCCGUCAUGUCUCCCUGUAGCGCUGUCUUAGGCGUCUCACAGUACGAACAUUGCAAUUUAUUGCCCUGGCCACAUCUGCAGUCCUCAUGCCUCCUUGCAGCAUGCCUAAGGCACGUUCACGCAGAUGAGCAGGGACCCUGGGCAUCUUUCCUUUGGUGUUUUUCAGAGUCAGUAGAAAGGCCUCUUUAGUGUCCUAAGUUUUGAUAACUGUGACCUUAAUUGCCUACCGUCUGUAAGCUGUUAGUGUCUUAACGACCGUUCCACAGGUGCAUGCUCAUGAAUUGUUUAUGCUUCAUUGAACAAGCAUGGGAAACAGUGUUUAAACCCUUGACAAUGAAGAUCUGUGAAGUUAUUUGGACAGGGUUUCUUUUUUUGCUGAGUUUAUAUAUACACUACCAGUCAAAAGUUUGGACACACCUACUCAUUCAAGGGUUUUUCUUUAUUUGUACUAUUUUUUAAAUUGUAGAAUAAUAGUGAAGACAUCAAAACUUUGAAAUAACACAUAUGGAAUCAUGUAGUAACCAAAAAAGUGUUAAACAAAUCAAAAUAUAUUUUAUAUUUGAGAUUCUUCUAAUAGCCACCCUUUGCCUUGAUGACAUCUUUGCACACCCUGUUGUAAAUUCAAUUGAUUGGACAUGAUUUGGAAAGGCACACACCUGUCUAUAUCAGGUCUCAUAGUUGACAGUGCAUGUCAGAGCAAAAACCAAGCCAUGAGGUCGAAGGAAUUGUCCAUAGAGCUCUGAGACAGGAUUGUGUCGAGGAACAGAUCUGGGGAAGGGUACCAACAAUUUCUGCAGCAUUGAAGGACCCCAAGAACACAUUGGCCUCCAUCAUUCUUAAAUGGAAGAAGUUUGGAACCACCAAGACUCUUCCUAAAGCUGGCCGCCCUGCCAAACUGCGCAAUCGGGUGAGAAGGGCCUUGGUCAGGGAGGUGACCAAGAACCCGAUGGUCACUCUGACAGUGCUCCAGAGUUCCUCUGUGGAGAUGUGAGAACCUUCCAGAAGGACAACCAUCUCUGCAGCGCUCCACCAAUCAGGCCUUUAUGGUAGAGUGGCCAGACGGAAGCCACUCCUCAGUAAAGGGCACAUGACAGCCUGCUUGGAGUUUGCCAAAAGGCACCUUAAAGGACUCUCAGACCAUGAGAAACAAGAUUCUCUGGUUUGAUGAAACCAAGAUUGAACUCUUUGGCCUAAAUGCCAAUCGUCACAUCUGGAGGAAACCUGGCACCAUCCCUACGGUGAAGCAUGGUGGUGGCAUCAUCAUGCUGUGGGGAUGUUUUUCAGCGGCAGAGACUGGGAGACUAUUCAGGAUCAAGGGAAAGAUGAACGGAGCAAACUACAGAGAGAUUCUUGAUGAAAACCUGCUCCAAAGCGCUCAGGACCUCAGACUGGAGCGAAGGCUCACCUUCCAACAGGACAACAAAUUUGCAAAUGUUUCUUGUAGUUGGCCACCAGGUUUGCACACAUCUCAGGAGGGAUUUUGUUCCACUCCUCUUUGCAGAUCUUCUCCAAGUCAUUAAGGUUUCGAGGCUGACGUUUGGCAACUCGAACAUUCAGCUCCCUCCACAGAUUUUCUAUGGGAUUAAGGUCUGGAGACUGGCUAGGCCACUCCAGGACCUUAAUGUGCUUCUUCUUGAGCCACUCCUUUGUUGCCUUGGCCGUGUGUUUUGGGUCAUUGUCAUGCUGGAAUACCCAUUCACGACCCAUUUUCAAUGCCCAAAGCAUAAUGUUUCCACCUCCAUGUUUGACGGUGGGGAUGGUGUUCUUGGGGUCAUAGGCAGUAUUCCUCCUCCUCCAAACACGGCGAGUUGAGUUGAUGCCAAAGAGCUCGAUUUUGGUCUCAUCUGACCACAACACUUUCACCCAGUUCUCCUCUGAAUUAUUCAGAUGUUCAUUGGCAAACUUCAGACGGCCCUGUAUAUGUGCUUUCUUGAGCAGGGGGACCUUGCGGGCGCUGCAGGAUGUCAGUCCUUCACGGCGUAGUGUGUUACCAAUUGUUUUCUUGGCGACUAUGGUCCCAGCUGCCUUGAGAUCAUUGACAAGAUCCUCCCGUGUAGUUCUGGGCUGAUUCCUCACCGUUCUCAUGAUCAUUGCAACUCCACAAGGUGAGAUCUUGCAUGGAGCCCCAGGCCGAGGGAGAUUGACAGUUCUUUUGUGUUUCUUCCAUUUGCGAAUAAUCGCACCAACUGUUGUCACCUUCUCACCAAGCUGCUUGGCGAUGGUCUUGUAGCCCAUUCCAGCCUUGUGUAGGUCUACAAUCUUAUCCCUGACAUCCUUGGAGAGCUCUUUGGUCUUGGCCAUGGUGGAGAGUUUGGAAUCUGAUUGAUUGAUUGCUUCUGUGGACAGGUGUGUUUUAUACAGGUAACAAGCUGAGAUUAGGAGCACUCCCUUUAAGAGUGUGCUCCUAAUCUCAGCUCGUUACCUGUAUAAAAGACACCUGGGAGCCAGAAAUCUUUCUGAUUGAGAGGGGGUCAAAUACUUAUUUCCCUCAUUAAAAUGCAAAUAAAUGUAUAACAUUUUUGACAUGCGUUUUUCUGGAUUUUGUUGUUGUUGUUCUGUCUCUCACUGUUCAAAUAAACCUACCAUUAAAAUUAUAGACUGAUCAUUUCUUUGUCAGUGGGCAAACGUACAAAAUCAGCAGGGGAUCAAGUACUUUUUUCCCUCACUGUAUAUAUAUAAUUAUUCAAGGGUUUUUCUUUAUUUUUACUAUUUUCAACGUUGUAAAAUAAUAGUGACGACAUCAAAACUAUGAAAUAACACAAGGAAUCAUGUAGUAACCAAAAAGUGUUAAACAAAUCAAAAUAUAUUUUAGAUUUUGGAUUCUUCAAAAUAGCCACCCUUCGCCUUGAUGACAGCUUUGCACACUCUUGGCAUUCUCUCAACCAGCUUCAUGAGCAAUGCUUUUCCAACAGUCUUGAAGGAGUUCCCACAUAUGCUGAGCACUGCUUUUCCUUCACUCUGCGGUCCAACUCAUCCCAAACCAUCUCAAUUGGGUUGAGGUCAGGUAAUUGUGGAGGCCAGGUCAUCUGAUGCAGCACUCCAUCACUCUCCUUCUUGGUGAAAUAGCCCUUACACAGCCUGGAGGUGUGUUUUGGGUCAUUGUCCUGUUGGUGAAUAAAAUGAUAGUCCCACUAAGUGCAAACCAGAUGGGAUGGCGUAUUCCUGCAGAAUGCUGUGGUAGCCAUAUUUUGAGCGCUGCAGAGAUGGUUGUCCUUCUGGAAGGUUCUCACAUCAGAGGAGCUCUGUCAGAGUGACCAUCGGGUUUUUGGUCACCUCCCUUACCAAGGCCCUUCUCACCCGAUUGCUCAGUUUGGCAGGGCGGCCAGCUUUAGAAAGAGUCUUGGUGGUUCCAAACUUCUUCCAUUUAAGAAUGAUGGAGGCCAAUGUGUCCUUGGGGACCUUCAAUGCUGCAUAAAUUGUUGGUACCCGUCACCAGAUCUGUUCCUCGACACAAUCCUGUCUCGGAGCUCUACGGACAAUUCCUUUGACCUCAUGGCUUGGUUUUUGCUCUGACAUGCACUGUCAACUAUGGGACCUGAUAUAGACAGGUGUGUGCCUUUCCAAAUCAUGUCCAAUCAAUUGAAUUUACCACAGGGUGUGCAAAGAUGUCAUCAAGGCAAAGGGUGGCUAUUUGAAGAAUCUCAAAUAUUAAAUAUAUUUUGAUUUGUUUAACACUUUUUUGGUUACUACAUGAUUCCAUAUGUGUUAUUUCAUAGUUUUGAUGUCUUCACUAUUAUUAUACAAUGUAGAAAAUAGUAAAAAUAAAGAAAAACCCUGGAAUGAGUAGGUGUGUCCAAACAUUUGACUGGUACUGUAUACUGAACAAAAAUAUAAAUGCAACAUGUAAAGUGUUGGGCCCAUGUUUCAUGAGCUGAAAUAAAUGCACCCAGAAAUGUUCCAUAUUCACAAAAAGCCUAUUUGAUCCCAAAUUCUGUGCACUAAUUUGUUUACAUCCCUGUUAGUGAGUAUUUUCCUUUGCCAAGAUAAUCCAUCCACCUGACAGGUGUGGCAUAUCAAGAAGCUGAUUAAACAGCAUUAUUAUUACACAGGUGGACCUUGUGCUGUGGACAACAAAAGGCCACUCUAAUAUGUGCAGUUUUGUCACACAACACAGUGCCACAGAUGUCUCAAGUUUUGAGGGAGCGUGCAAUUACCAUGCUGACUGCAGGAAUGUCCACCAGAGCUGUUGCCAAAUAAUUAAAUGUUAAUUUCUCUAUCAUAAGCCGCCUCCAACGUUGUUUUAGAGGAUUUGGUAGUAUGUCCAACCCGCCUCACAACCGCAGACCAUGCCAGCCCAGGACCUCCACAUCCGGCUUCUUCACCUGCGGGAUCGUCUGAGACCAGCCACCCAGACAGCUGAUGAAACUGAGGAGUAUUUCUGUCUGUAAUAAAGCCCUUUUGUUGGGGAAAAACUAAUUCUGAUUGUUUGGGCCUGGCUCCCCAGUGGGUGGGCCUGGCUCCCAAGUGGAUGGGCCUAAGCCCUCCCAGUCCCACCCAUGGCUGCACCCCUGCCCAGUCAUGUGAAAUCCAUAGAUUAGGGCCAAAUUUAUUUGAACUGUAACUCAGUAAAAUCGUUGAGGGAGGGAGAGUAAAACUUAUGCUCAUCAAGUCCCACAAGUGUCUUAAUUUUUUUCAUUGUGUUGUAUUUUUGUUCUCAUUCAUAGGAGGAGAUUAACUCACAGAAGCACAAAGGACACAAUGGAAUCAUAGAGGACGCCCCACCCCAGACAUAUUUAGCACCCAAAUCCCCUACACCAGACAUUCUCAACACCACUGGUGCAUCCUUGGCAACCAUCAGUAACAUUGACAUUGAUAUCCAGCCACAGGAAGAGGAGAGAAAGGCCCAGAGAGGGGAUCCUCCCCAGACCGUGCCUAACGCCAGGGAAGAUAAUGACGCUCUGUAUCAGAGACCCGUAGAGGAGCUGAGGGGAGGGAAACAGGAUCCCUCCCACCCUCUGCCUCUCCCUCGCAGGCUGCUAUCAGGUGUCAGUAGCAGGGUAGAGGAGAGGAGGAUCGCCAAUGGACCUCUAAUGCAGUGUGCUUUGAAGCCCAGAGAUGGAGUCAGAACCUCUGUAGAGAAAACUGUGAACAUGGACGAUAAGGAUGACACAAUAGAGCUACUCAAGGAUGUGGUCAUUGAGAGCCCAGCUCCUGAACAGAGCAUAAGUCUGGAUGUUUCCACCAGCUUGCCUGAAUCAAGGUCUGCAGGGGAACUCAAAGUGGAAUCCACUGGACAGACUUUUGAAGAAAAUUUCGAUAACAAAGAUGACACCAUGAAUCUUCUGAAGGAGGAUCCCACACAAAUACAUCCUGCAGAUGUCAGAGUAAGUGCCUGGUUUGUGGAUAGGGAAUGAUUCUCUCGUGCUGCACACAGUGCACAUACGCUAAUAAAUUCUGUGAAUGAGAGUUGUAGUAGUUGUAAACCUCUGUGUUUUCGUCUUUAAAGGAGAGCUUGGAAUCCACAGAAAAGCUCCUUGAGCCUCUUCCUCCUGUGAUAACACAGGUAAGAACCAGUUUGUUUUCUUAUUGUGGGAGUUAGUUUCUUCUAUAGGCUACCACACUCCAUAUAGCACAUCCUUUAGAGGUCAUUGACGCUGGUUAUGUUUUAUCUGUGUAUGUAGGAACCCUGUCACAUGAAGCCCAUCCCUCCAGUCCCAGAGCAGGACACGCCCCCUCUGUGUAUGCCCUCCUCCUCUGAGCCCUCUGUCUCCCGGCAAUGCAGGCAGAAGGACAGGGGGUGGAUACAGAGUGAUCCGGACAAGGUGAGGACAGUGACUGGGGGACUUUAUCAUGGCUUUGGGCUGUCAAACUGUUCUUUGGAACCUAAAGGCUCUUCAACCCUUGCUUGUUCUUUCCCAGUGUGAAGGGGCAGCUCCUAGACCUCUACCGCCUCCUCCUGUUGAUGCAAUGGUAGUGGAGGUGAAGAAGAGGAGCAGGACAAACACAGAGAAGAAGAGGGCUGCCACAACAAACUCCUCAACAACCAUUAGCUCUUCCAAGGACAGCAACACUCCACUGACACAAGUGAGGUCAAUGCACUAAACAGCUACAGGUUUGAGGUCUUGAAUAUACACUGAGUAUACAAAACAUUAAGGACACCUGCUCUUUCCAUCACAUAGACUGACCAGGUGAAUCCAGGUGAAAGCUAUGAUCCCUUAUUGAUGUCACUUGUUAAAUCCACUUCAAUCAGUGUAGAUGAAGGGGAGGAGACAGGUUAAAGAAGGAUUUUGUAAAGCCUUGAGACAGUUGAGGCAUGGAUUGUGUAUGUGUGCCAUUCAGAGGGUGAAUGGGCAAGACAAAAUAUUUAAGUGCCUUUGAACGGGGUAUGAUAGUUGGUUCCAGGCGCACCGGUUUGUGUCAAGAACUACAAAGCUGCUAAGUUUUUCACGCUCAACAGUUUUCCACGUGUAUCAAGAAUGGUCCACCACCCAAAGGACAUUCAGCCAACUUGACACAACUGUGGGAAGCAUUGGCGUCAACAUGGGCCAUCAUCCCUGUGGAAUGCUUUCAUGCCCUGACGUAUUGAGGCUGUUCUGAGGGCAAAAGCGGGGAUGCAACUCAAUAUUAGGAAGGUGUUCCUAAUGUUUGGUAUAAUCAGUGUAUACUGCUAAUUGGAUAUUGUCAAUUGUGUUUCCCUUUUGUUGAAAUAAAGUUGGUCCAACUUUACAAUUAGUUUAAUGCCCAUGUAUUUACAUGGUAAUUAUAUAGGCAGGUAAAGUUUAUAAUAUCUCUACUGCUUCCAGGAGCGUCCUCUGUCAGCCAGGGAGAGGAGAAGACUGAGGCAGUCCCAGGAGAACUCCAGCCAACCAGGUUAACUCCUCCGCCCUGUGUUGUCAAUAUAUCAUAUGACCAUAGGACCAGAAGGAAUUGGCGAGGGCCAUUUUGUCAUAUUAAACAAUAAAGUGGUAGCUCUGCUUUGUAUUGCUCACUGUAGUAUUCUUCUUUCCCGCGGUUAUCAAUGCAGUAAGAAGGGCAUCAUAUGAUGUUGCCUCUUUACAUAAUAAGCAGCCAGAGUUCCAGAACCCCACUGUCACUCGCUAUGCAUCUGAUAUGGGCAAGGAAACAAACAAGGUAACUAUAGGUUGAUCUCCAUUGUCUUACUGUUACAGUAAGCUAAAAGGUCCAUAUAUGGCUUCAGUCUAUGUCAGUGGUGUGUUCUCCUCUAGCAGGACAGGUUGCUGGGGCGACUGUCAGACGAGGAUGAAUACAGCACUUCCACCAGCUCAAUAGAUCGCUCAGAGAGGGACUGCAAAGAGGGGUAAAAACUACUUGUUCUGACUCUUUGGGGGCAGUGCAACCCCACACCCAUAGAAGCACAAACCCCUUUGUGUUGCUGAUAAUGGGCACAUUUCAAUCUGACACAUUUUUUUUUUUUCUAUUGCAGAAAGAGUGAAUCCGGUGAAAUGGAGGACCUGGUUCAGAUGAUGGCCCAGACAUUGCGAAUGGAUGGCAGAGAUGCUGUUAGUGAGCCGGAUGGUGUUAGAUCUGGCUCUACUCCACUGGCUGAGUUUAAGCUAAACAGGAAGUACAGGGACACUCUGGUGCUGCAUGGGAAAGCUAGCGACGAGCAGGAGUUCCACUUCAGUGAAUUACCCAUGGGUUAGUCUCAGCCAAAACAGUCUCCUUGAGCUUGCUUAGCAGUUUCAAUGCUUGUUUCAAUGCAAUAUUGCCCUGGUGACUGGCUUAUCACUGAGAAAUCCAUAUAUUUCUACAUAAGAAAUAAAUGGAUUUAAAUGGUACAUCUGUGAAACUUAUAUGUAUUUUUGUAUUCAACCCACCUCUUACAAGGCUCCACAUCUGGACCGGCGAAGAUCCGCAGAGCAAUCGAGCACCUGAGAACAGAUGUGGUGAAGGGACUGGGGGUGAAGCUGUUGGACAGAGUCCUGGACAUAAUGGAGGAGGAUGACGAGGACAAACGAGAGGUUAGGAUUUAAAAUGACAUCCAUGAUACAGAGUGCAUCCAGCUAGACAUGGCUGUAAUCUGUUUUAUUCUCUCUUUCUCCGCAAACAGCAGUGUCUUCGGGAGCAGAUGGGAGAGGACAAGUACCAGUCAUAUGCUCUGAUGGUGCGGCAGCUAAAGUUCUUUGAGGAUGUUUCUUUCAAGGGUUAG